AUGCCUCCCUGCCAAAUCCGGAGAUACCAGGACCAAGACUGGCAUGUGGUGAGGACAAUAUUCACGGAGGGAAUGAUGCAGCUAAGUGAUGACCACUUCUGGCAUCAGCUGAAACGGCCCAGAAGCUUCCUGCUCCUGCUGGGGGGUCCUGGGGCCCUGUUCCUUGGCUCUGGAUCCCUCCUCCUGUUUCUCCUGGCCCUCCUGGGUCUCUUGGCUAUCCUGUGGCUGAUUGCUAGGUAUCCUUUUUCCUCUUAUGCAGACCACACUCUGCACACUGACAUGUGGGACAUCAGGGCAUCCUACCUCAGUGACAGAGGAUCCUGCUUCUGGGUGGCCGCGUCACGGGGACAGGUGGUGGGCUUGGUGUGUGCCCGCCCAGCACAAGAGGUUUCAGGAAGACAGAAGCAUCUGGUGCUGCUACACUUAUCUGUGAGACGGGACCACCAGGGUCAGGGCAUCGCCAAAACCUUGACUCAGACUGUGCUGCAUUUUGCCCAGGACAAGGGGUACAAUGAUAUUGUCCUGACUACUUGCAGCUGGCAUUCUUCAGCAAGAAGACUGUAUGAGAGUCUUGGCUUUGGGAAAUCCCAUGAAAUACCGAAUGCCCCCAAAUGGCCCAUCACAGCCCUUUCUUUAGCUCAUUACAAAUAUGCCUUGUCCCCCUCUUCCUGA
This is a messenger RNA of Trichosurus vulpecula (common brushtail), 672 nucleotides long. RefSeq names its product N-acetyltransferase 8-like. Gene Ontology annotation, molecular function: N-acetyltransferase activity. Lineage: Eukaryota; Metazoa; Chordata; Mammalia; Diprotodontia; Phalangeridae. The coding region runs from base 1 to 672 and encodes 223 amino acids. The record is from RefSeq and is a predicted model, not a curated record. The transcript has a single exon.